UCGCUUGCGACUGUUCUCGACCAAUGGGCUGUAAAUGAGAUCAAAAUCGGCGCCGAGAUCGAAAGUGUCUGAUGGUAUAUGUCUAUGGGUGUACUAUCGCUUUCGUUUCUCAGCUUUACAUUAUUGUACGGAAGCAGAAGCGAACUAAAGAGACUACAAGAUGGCAUCACAGGCGGGUGGAGGGAAUAAAGGCACUGCCAAAGAUCUGGAAGAAACAGAGAAUUUGCUAAAAGAUUUCAUCUACCAACGGAGUCAGCGCAAUGGAGAUGGCAAUACAACAGUGACCAGAGAACAGCUGGGUGGAGGAGCGCCGUGUGACCCAAUCCACAAGAAGCUUGGCAAGUGCCUGCAGAAGGUUGGAGAUGAGCUGGAUGGAAAUGUAAAAUACAAAAGCUUGAUAAACGACCCUUCACUGAAACCCACAAAGGAAACGUUUAUUCGGGUUGCCACUGCGGUCUUUUCAGAUGGAAAAUUCAACUGGGGCAGGGUGGUAACACUGUUCUGCUUUGCCUAUCAUCUCGUCAUCAAAGCUCUUGAGAACAGAGUUCCUGAUAUCAUCAAAACAAUAAUCAGGUGGACCAUGGACUACUUCCAGGAACAUGUGAUCCAAUGGAUCAGAGCACAAGGUGGCUGGGAAGCUGUCUGGUCCUACUUUGGAACACCCACAUGGCAAGUGGUGGGAGUUCUCUUGGCUGGUAUUCUUACUGGUUUUCUAGUCGUUCGCCAGAGCAAAGCCCAAUGAAUUAGUCUGGAACAUCUCACUUAUCAAUGCUAGUCUACCAAAAAACUUCUGGGUACAAUUACAUAGACUGCCCAUAACAAACAUAAUGUUUUUAAAAGGAGAGUGUUGAGGUGUGAUAUGGGAGUGGGUGUAUUUUUUAAAAAUUAUGACUUAUUCUUGUAAUAUAUAAUUUUUUCUCAAAAUAUUACAACUAUAAUCUUGACUUCUAAGAGGACAGAAAUGUGGGCUAUCUUUUGAAUGUGCAGAAAGUUUUUAACAUGAGCAGAAAUCCUGCUGACACGUAUGAGCUAUUGAAGUCCAGGAGUUAUAAUAUUUAGAACUAUAAAUAUAAUAUUAAUUGAUUAAUUUCAAUUAAUAAUUUAUUAUUGAUGUAGGUGCCAAAUGCACAUUUCAAGAGGUUACUUCCUCAAACAAAAGAGGAGGAAAGAGUAAAUCAUGCCUCCAUGUGUGUCAUCUCAGUCGUUAUAACUUUAAAUGAUAAAAGUUGAUUGUCAGGAGAAUAAAUAAUUUAAAGCAAUACAGAAUGUACGAGAGGCUUACUGCCUUUUAUUACAUAUUUUUAAUUGUCACCUGGUGCUGGAAUGUGUGUUUUCUUAAACAUAUAGUUAUAUAUUAUGUACAUAAUGUUUACAACAGAAUGCAAGAAAUUUCUGGCAAUUGGCGAUCUCCCCAGCUCCACCCUCUCGUCCAAAUAAUGUCACUUCAGGCUAAAAGGAAAAUCCACGACGGCAACAGCCAAAAUGCUAUUGACUUGAGUCUUCAGAACGGUAGCCCACAAACCAAUGGGUGGCAUCACAGUGGCUACACCCACUUCUUUUAUACAGAGUGUGGUUUAUGCUUGCCGUAGUGUCCGUGACUCGAGGAUACACAAGCCAAAAAUCAUGUCAUCAUGUAUUUCAUGUCACCGUCCCAAACGCACCCCAUCAUAGAUAAAUAGUUGUGAUUAGCCUGACCAGAGCCUGGUCAGCUGGAAAUCUGUUGUAUGGUGACGGUGACCAGACCAAUCUGUCAGAGCAAAUAAAACGUAAGGUCAAGAGCAGACGUGGAAGUACGCCUGUGGGAAAUUGGGACAGGAAUAAGAACAUGGGAAAGAACAGAAAGAAGGUGUGGCAAAUGAAAUGAGUUGAACAGAAGGAGCUUGUAUUUGGACCUGAAGAGCCACUCUUCGUUUCUGCCUCCUUUCCGUUCCAAGGAUUGGGAUUUGGACUGAACGUGCUGUCGCACCCAUGAUCCCUAGGCCACAGAGGAAAUGAGCGGUGCACGAUUACAUGCUCAAAGUGAGGGGGUGGAGAUUUUGUCAGACUUGAACAGGAAAUGCAUUUAAGUAAUUUAUUUUUUACUUUAUUUUUGUUCCACUCAUUGCUUUGAUGCUUCUGAACGUCCAACUCUCCAUCCACCUCAUCAUUGUGUCUGUAUACUAGAGAAUCCAUCUUUAGAUGUAUUUGUGAGUGUUAACUGGUAUGAUCUGCUGUAAAUUAGCAUGUUGGAGGCAAGGUUAUUAUAAUUAACGAAAACUAACGAAAUAACGAAAACUAGAAUUGAAAAACAUUUUCGUUAACUGAAAUAAAAAUAGUUUUUACAAAAACGAUAACUAACUGAAACUGCAUUUUGUGGUUACAAAACUAACUAAAACUAACUAAAAUCAUAGUGAAAAUGUCCUUAGUUUUUGUUUUUGUCAACUUUUUUCAUUCAUAAUUCAGUGUUUCUAUUUGAACAUGCAACACAUGGUAAAUAUGUUUACUGAGACUGGGAUGUUUACACUCCAACCAAAAUUCAAAACACCCAGAACUGUAAGAGUUAAUAACCUUAUUGGGGCUGAGAUGGAUAAACCAAAGGAAAUAAAAGCAAAAUUUAUUAUGACCUCUUUGAAUCUGGCACCCAACAUAUAGCCCAUUACAAAAAACUAAAACAAAUAAAAACUAAACUAAAACUAAGCAUUUUCAAAAAAUUAAAACUAAACUAAAACUAGAAAACUCACUCUAUAAACUAACUGAAUUUGAAAACAAAAAUUCACAACGAAAUUAAAACUAAAACUAAUGAAAAAUCCAAAACUAUUAUAACCUUGGUUGGAGGGAUAUGAUCCCAUGGAGUUAAAAAAAAAAAGAUAUUUUUAUAUUUACCAAGAUGUUAAAGGCAGAGAAGUUAAACUUCAAACCGUUAUAUUAUUGACACAGCAGAUGGAUUUUUAUACGUUCUUGUUUGUCAGUGCCUUGUUUUGUUUUUUACUAUGAAAUCACUUUAUUGCAAUAUUUCACCUUUUUCCAACACAAUUGUAACACUGCAAUUAUAUUACAGUCCUAAUGUUGUAAUAUGAAAAAUAAAUAUUUUUUAUUCCAACUGUGGCUAUGAAU
This is a messenger RNA of Centropristis striata (black sea bass), 3093 nucleotides long. RefSeq names its product apoptosis regulator BAX-like. Lineage: Eukaryota; Metazoa; Chordata; Actinopteri; Perciformes; Serranidae. Gene Ontology annotation, biological process: positive regulation of apoptotic process; extrinsic apoptotic signaling pathway in absence of ligand; release of cytochrome c from mitochondria. The transcript is spliced from 6 exons. Gene Ontology annotation, cellular component: mitochondrial outer membrane. Gene Ontology annotation, molecular function: channel activity; protein heterodimerization activity; protein homodimerization activity. The record is from RefSeq and is a predicted model, not a curated record. Bases 161 to 742 code for a protein of 193 amino acids.